Castor canadensis (American beaver) is the source of this 1810-nucleotide messenger RNA. NCBI's taxonomy places the organism in Eukaryota, Metazoa, Chordata, Mammalia, Rodentia, Castoridae. The record is from RefSeq and is a predicted model, not a curated record.
AGACGACGGGGCAGGGCGCCGCAUCUGCGCAUGCUCAGGAAAGGCACCGCCCAAUGACGCGCUGCGCAGGCCCAGCGCACGGUUGACCGGCCGGGCGGUUGGUGUACAUGGAGUCGGAGUUAGUUCGGAAAGUGUCAGCGCUGCAGGCCUGCGUCCGGGGCUUUUUGGUCCGACGCCAGUUCCAGAGCCUGCGAGCUGAGUAUGAGGCGAUUGUACGAGAGAUCGAGGGUGACCUGGGCACACUUCAGUGGACUGAGGGCUGGAUUCCCAGACCCCGAUUUCUCCCAGAGAAGGCAAAAUCCCAUCAUUCUUGGAAAGCAGGAGAGAAGGUACAAAAUCCAGAGCAGGAACUAUGGAGCCACUUCCCCUGUAAGGAUGCUGAGAAAGAGUCUAUCUGGGAGGAGAUGGUACUGAAGUCAGGAGAGAGUUUAUCAAACCCAGGCAGUCGUCCUCCCUGCAGAGAUGACAACCCCUGGCCUCAGGCGGAGCAGAACAGGAAAACUAGGAAACACAACCAAGAGGAGACCAGAGACAUCUCCAGGAAGGAGAACCCAGAAGCUACAGAUCCAAGAUUGUCCCACAGCCAGGAUGAACUCCAGGAGCUCCAGUACCACCGCAACCACUUGGCCAUGGAACUGUUGUGGCUACAACAGGCCAUCAACAGCAGAAAAGAGUAUCUAAUUCUCAAACAAACACUGAGAUCCCCAGAGGCCAGACGACAAAAGCCCAGUGUGUGUCCAGAACAUGGAGAACAGGUCUGUGAGAAGGCCUGGUCACAACCAAGCCCACUGCUGGAGGACCAAAUCUUCAGAGAUAGGAUCAAUGGAGAGCUAGACUAUGACUCCUGCCAAAGGAGCAAAUCACAAUGCUAUAAAACCCCAGAAAGUCUGACCACUGCAGUCAAAACCACUGUUGGAGCAAAGGAUGAGGAACGAUGCUAUAGGAGGGCUGGACCACAGCUACCCAUACCAUCACCCCACCAGGCUGGAGGGGAUAGGUUCACCAAAGUACCAGAUCAUGGUGGAUAAACCUUUAAAGGGACCUGCCUGCAGCACAUGAAACUCCUGGAGGACCAGAUCCCUGGAAACCUUAAACACAGGAGCCCGUUCAGAAAGGCCAGGACACAGCUGCCCAUCCUCUGUGAGGAUCCAAAUAUUGAGGACAGGACUCCCAUGGCCAACCACAAAGAGAAUGACUGCCAAAGUGCCAGGCCACAGAGGACAGGCCUCUCAGAAGACCACAGGAUUUGGGAUGGAAUCUUGGCAAGGCUAGAACAUGGUAGCCUGGAUCUCAGAAGGAAAAAACCACCCAAGGGCCAGAUCCCCAAUGCUAGAAGUCCCAGAGAUGGAACCUCCAAGGAAUUUAGUCAUGAAGGAUGGGGAAAACAGGACUUUUUUGUGGAGGGCAUGUCUGCCACAGGAUUAGACCAGACAGGAGAGGACCAGUGGAGGAGCAAGCUAUGGAAAGCAAGACCGCCAGGCUGGAGCCAGGGGGAUGCUCUGAAAGGGUGAGGAAAGUGGCCUUCAUGCUGCCUCCCUGGUACCAGCUCUACAUCCUGCCCUUGCUCCCAUCGUGCCGUUGUGGCUACUGGGCCAAGAGGUGCUACAACAGAGAGUUGGCACAAAUGCAGGGAAAAUGAUGGAUGGCACCUUUUUAUUCUCUGCAUGUGGCUCAAUCCAAAAUUCAGAUUAAGAAGCUCCCUAGAACCAGGCACCAGUGUAACAUGCCUGUAAUCUUAGCUCCUUGGGAGGCUGAGAUCAGGAGAAUCAUGGUUCAAGGCCAAUCCAGGCAAAUAGUUCAGAAGACCCCA